UAGCAGGAUGUUUCGAGCAUUCGGUGGUGUCGUGUUGGUCCUUUCCAGCGCCGUCAACUCAGUCUUGAGCUGGGGAAUGUGCAUCGCAAUGCGACCGUCGACUCGCGCAAAUUGCGACAGGCGCUGACCAGCUCUAAUGUUGUGCGAAGGGCCCUGACCACCCGACUAUCGCUUCUCCACGUGCGAUCCGCAAGGUCACGAACUAUUAUGCGUGCGGAGCGCCUGGGUUCAAGGGGGUUGUGUUUUGGGAUCCGCCAUGGAGGUGGUGAGGACAAGUCAGGGAUGCAGCCAGAGAAAGCCAAGCCAAGCCAUGCCCCGAGUCGCAGCCUCGUUGACUCUCCGGAGAGCACACGCCACAGUUCAUUCGCAAUCGCCAGCUCCCUCGCGCCAUCAAUAUACACUGCAUCAGCACAUCAUAUACUCGAAGCUUCGCAGAGAUCAUUUACCACUGCGUCGCCGGCCGAUCCCAUUCGAAUCUAUAAAGCAAGCACGUGCUCUCAUCCACUCGCCGACAUCACACGGACUGGCACGAGUCCGAGCGAGUCCGUGGAGAGAGCACAAGCAGACCUCUCUCCUACAGCUCCAGUCAACACGGCCGACCACAGCAUGACGAGGCCGGCGCGUGCAUGCACUUGCCAGGUCGACGAAGCCAAUGCGCCACUUAUACCGUCCCCGCGACCUAUGACUCGCUUCCAACCCUCCGAAGCAAGGCGCAUCUCGAGGCGCAGCACACUUCGACGAUACAAUACCGCCGCAGCUUACCAUCUCGAGCGCCUGUUCGGACCAUCGACGACUCCGGGCAACAAAACCAGCAAUUCGAGCGUGACAUCCCCCUCGCUUUUCCCCAGUCGCAGCUUGUUGCGAAAGCUGCCGCGAAGGAAUGGGCAGAUGAGCCGGAGCACGCCAAGCGGCCGCUCGCGUAUCGCCGCAGCUUCAUUUGGAGGGAUUUGGAGAGGAGACGACGACGAAAACAAGGGGGCGGAAGAGGCCAAGUCCGACGAGGAAUGCGAGGACUCAGAGGGUGCCGUCUUUCCCAGCAUUCCUGAUAAAAACCGAUAAUUGCUCCUUUGCGCCUGCACGAGGAAACGUCGCCGUCAUCGCUACUGUGCUGGAACUCGCUGAUUACCUCGAGGAGACGAUGGACAGCAUCAGAUCUGCUUCAAGAGUUGAUACAAGUUACAGAGCGAUCCCUAUGAUACAUCACCGCGCUCGAGACCUCGUAUCUCUUCGACUCUAUACCUUCU
Neohortaea acidophila is the source of this 1244-nucleotide messenger RNA. RefSeq lists its product as uncharacterized. The transcript has a single exon. The record is from RefSeq and is a predicted model, not a curated record. The coding region runs from base 208 to 1059 and encodes 283 amino acids. NCBI's taxonomy places the organism in Eukaryota, Fungi, Ascomycota, Dothideomycetes, Mycosphaerellales, Teratosphaeriaceae.